UCCAGAGCCUAGCUAAAUAUUUAAUUAUAAAUAUGCCGUCCGGAUUGACUGGAAUAUUAAUUUUAUCAGCGAUUUGUGUCAUCAGCGUCAGAGCAAAUGGACACGCGCACUCGUUCCAACACUUCCAUGGCCCGGUGAUCGGUGACGAUCAAGAAAUAAACUGGGUUGACAAACACGGACAUCAUCAUCAUGACUACGUAGCGCAUCCGCACUACGAAUUCACUUACGGAGUUAAGGAUCAACAUACCAAGGACUUUCACGGACAAAAGGAGCACAGAGAUGGUAAAGAAGUGACUGGAGAGUAUACCGUUCAGGAACCAGGCGGUAAUUUCCGGACUGUCAAGUACCAUGCAGACGAUACCGGUUUUCAUGCCGACGUUCAUAAUAGCAAUGGAAAUGAUCACGGUGAUGAACGUAGAAGAUAA
Messenger RNA from Microplitis demolitor, 425 nucleotides. Its product is annotated as cuticle protein 8-like. The record is from RefSeq and is a predicted model, not a curated record. Gene Ontology annotation, cellular component: extracellular matrix. NCBI's taxonomy places the organism in Eukaryota, Metazoa, Arthropoda, Insecta, Hymenoptera, Braconidae. The coding region runs from base 33 to 425 and encodes 130 amino acids. The transcript is spliced from 2 exons.